Daphnia pulicaria is the source of this 816-nucleotide messenger RNA. RefSeq lists its product as uncharacterized. Gene Ontology annotation, molecular function: mRNA binding. The coding region runs from base 1 to 816 and encodes 271 amino acids. Gene Ontology annotation, cellular component: nucleus; ribonucleoprotein complex. NCBI's taxonomy places the organism in Eukaryota, Metazoa, Arthropoda, Branchiopoda, Diplostraca, Daphniidae. The transcript is spliced from 4 exons. The record is from RefSeq and is a predicted model, not a curated record.
AUGUCUCAGUUCAAGGUUGCUUGUGUGCGGAAUCUUCCGCAUGAUUUCAAGGAAGAAAAAUUGCGGGAGGUUUUCGAGGUUCAUGGACCAAUCCAGCGUGUGAAGAUAUUAGAGGAUUACGCGUAUGUGCGUAUUGAAAACAGAGACGAUGCUGUCCACGCACUUGAUGCCCUUGACGGAUACGAUCUUUACGGCACGAUUUUGCAAAUUUCUUUGGCUAAGGUGAAUUGCGUUGCAAAAUCACCCUACCAACAAGGGAUCGUUAAGUUUGAUCGAAAAGCACAAGUGUACCGGUCCACCGGUUCUAAGGCUGUCAGUCUUGACGAAGUUGUCGGUGUUGCUGUCCCCCAAGCUGUCGGUGUUGCUGUCCCCCAAGCUGUCGGUGUUGCGGAUCCCCCAGCGGGCGGUUUCGAUGCAUUUGCGGUUGUCGGUGUUGCGGAUCCCCAAGCAGUCGGUCUCGAUGUAGUUGUAGUUGUCGGUGACGCUAAGGCCCCCGUUCUCGGUCUCGAUACUGCUCCCCUUAACGAUGCUGCUGCACCAGGUAAUUGUCUUGUUGCUGCCCUAGAGCCGUCCAAGGAAUCUUCAAACAAGGAUGAAACUUAUAAGCGUAAGGUUCUUCAUUUGAGCAACGUUCCUCACGACUUAAAUGAAGAAACACUGAAACGGAUGUUCGAGGUGCUCGGUCCAGUUGUCCACGUCAAGAUUAUUGACGACUUCGCUUUCAUCCAUUUCGAAUCUUCGAAAUACGCUAAUAAAGCUUUUAACUUUUUCAAAAACGUAAUAGUUUCCAUGGCUACGUCCCCUUCCAGCGUUUAG